Messenger RNA from Paraphaeosphaeria sporulosa, 818 nucleotides. Its product is annotated as rRNA-processing protein-like protein FCF1. Gene Ontology annotation, cellular component: nucleolus; small-subunit processome. The transcript is spliced from 5 exons. The coding region runs from base 56 to 646 and encodes 196 amino acids. The record is from RefSeq and is a predicted model, not a curated record. NCBI's taxonomy places the organism in Eukaryota, Fungi, Ascomycota, Dothideomycetes, Pleosporales, Didymosphaeriaceae.
GUUUAUCGAUAGUCGACGCAGUUGCGCCCACGAUACAUCCACACAUCCCGCCGCCAUGGGUGUCGCAAAGAAGACGCGCAAGUUUGCGCAGAUGAAGCGCGUGAUUGGCCAACGAGAUGCCCGACUGAAGAAGAACCAGAUGUCGGGCGAGCUAGAAGCCAAGAAGAAAGCCGACACCGAAAAGGCCAAGCGAGAGAUCCCCCAGGCUCCUUCCUCCAUGUUCUUCAUGGCCAAUGAGGCGCUUGGCCCGCCAUACCGGGUGCUCAUUGACACCAACUUCCUCUCCCACACCGUGCGCGGGAAGCUAGAGCUUCAGAAGUCUCUCAUGGAUUUACUCUACGCAAAAGCUACGCCCAUCAUCUCGUCGUGCGUCAUGGCGGAGUUGGAGAAACUGGGACCCAAGUACCGGAUCGCACUGCGCAUUGCGCGAGACGAAAGAUGGGAGCGGAUAAAAUGCGACCACAAGGGAACUUAUGCAGACGACUGCAUCGUUGAUAUGGUCACGAAGCACAGGAUAUAUCUGGUUGGCACAAAUGAUCGCGAUCUAAAACGAAGAAUCCGCAAGAUCCCCGGUGUCCCGAUCGUCAGCGUUGCAAAGGGCAAAUACGUUAUCGAGAGGCUGCCCGAUAACCCUGAUAGCAAGUAGACACGUUGGAUGGAAGACAACACAGGAUAGGCGCACAGAGGCGGGACUUUGGCUCGGCUUCGUAUGCAUAGCGAUGGCGUUAUCACGGUUGGCGGACCUCGCCCAAGGAAAACAAAUCUGCAUUAUAGAAGCAUUCUCCACGUAUUGGGACUGCGUAUGGUUCAUAUGGUCG